Ziziphus jujuba (common jujube) is the source of this 1391-nucleotide messenger RNA. RefSeq lists its product as uncharacterized. The transcript is spliced from 3 exons. NCBI's taxonomy places the organism in Eukaryota, Viridiplantae, Streptophyta, Magnoliopsida, Rosales, Rhamnaceae. Bases 51 to 1133 code for a protein of 360 amino acids. Gene Ontology annotation, cellular component: endoplasmic reticulum. The record is from RefSeq and is a predicted model, not a curated record.
GAAAACUAGGCAGCGUAUCCUAUCAGAGACCCAAGAAGCAAGAAGGAGCCAUGAAAACUGUUCCUUCAACUUCAUCAUCUUCCUCCAUGAAAUCAACCACCACCAUUCAAGAAGACCGAUCGGAAUUCCGAGAUAGUUGCUACUAUCCUGGUUGCCGAAAGGAUGCCAAUUGCAACUGCGAAAUCUGCUUGGCAAGCAUCAAUGCCACUCUUGAUCUCAUCCAGAAAAGCUCCCUCACCAAGUUCUCUGCUUCUCGCCCCACCACCGAUGUCGAACGCACUCCCAUCUCCUUCAAUUCUUCCAUUUUAUCCACACCCAUCUCCACCUCUCCUCCUCGGAUUACCAUGUCUCCGAGUCUCAGAUCAUCUGGGAAAUCGAGUCUUAAUUUCAAUUCGAAGAAGGAGACAAGGAAAGAGAAGAGAAAAUGGGGUGGUCCCAGGAGUGAUUUUUAUAGGCUUGCUUUGGUAUUGAGCUUGAUUUUCAUGGCGGAUUAUGGGUUUUCAAGGACGGUUUCUGGGAUUGUGAAACCUGCUUUGUCUCCGGAUUUGGUGAGAAAUGUUGGAGAGAAAUCGUGGGGGGCUGUGAAAGAUUUGAAUGGGAAGCUGAGGCUGUUUCAGAAGGAGUUGCUGGGUCUUGUGGAUGGAGAAGUUUCAAAUUGCAGCUAUGCUAAUUCAGCAUGGAAAAUUUCUCAGGAUGGUUUGCUUUUGAGUUCCCAUUGCACAUUCUACAAAUCGGCAAUGGAGGAGGUAAGCAUAUGGGGAUGGCCUUUACAGACUGCAGGGUUGCUCAAAACUGGUUUUUCUUCUCGAUCAUUCACUGUUAUGUCUGGAAGAGUCACCGAGUGGUCGGAUGGAAAAAUUGGCUAUGUGAUUAGAAAGGUCAACUCUUCAUGGGAGGUGCGAAAAUGGGGAGCCUCAGCUGUGCAAUUAGAUCGUAAUACAUGGAUUCUGGAGUACCGACGGAGUUCGAUAUUGGAUAACCCAAGAUUGGUUUCCGCAGCAAUAGUAUUCUUCAAGUAUAAAGUGGAAAAAAUGGUUGGCAAAGUGAAGCAAGAGUUUUGGCUCUUCUCUGCUUUUGACAAGAACAACCUUUGUCAUUUUACAGGGAAAUGUAAUCUUAAAGUCCCAACCUAAAAGAACCAUUUGGCAGUGAAUUUUAUAGAGACUAUGCUCAGAUGCAGAAAUAUCCAUUUCUCAUUUCUUGUGAGAAGCUGAUGGGUUAAUUUUUUUUUCCCCCCUUUAUAUGUUCUGUUUGUUACUUUGGAAGCCUUUUAUGCUUAAUUCUUUGUCUUUUGUCCUUUCUAUUCAUAUUUAGUGAACCAGAUACUUUCUAUUCAUCGAAUUGUAUAUGUUGACCGACCAAUGAAUUGAAAUCAGUUCUGGAGCUUUCAC